CAGGUCUAUGUCAACGACAAGAAGUUUGCCUGUGAGUCCUGCAUUAAGGGGCACCGCUCGUCCGGCUGUCAGCAUGCGGAUCGGCCGCUCUUCGAGGUGAAGAAGAAGGGCAGACCGGUGUCCCAAUGUGACAAGUGCAGGGAGCUACGGAAGACGAAGCGGAUGCACGGCAAGUGCACAUGCUCC
Dichomitus squalens LYAD-421 SS1 is the source of this 186-nucleotide messenger RNA. Its product is annotated as copper-fist-domain-containing protein. NCBI's taxonomy places the organism in Eukaryota, Fungi, Basidiomycota, Agaricomycetes, Polyporales, Polyporaceae. The transcript has 2 exons. Gene Ontology annotation, molecular function: RNA polymerase II cis-regulatory region sequence-specific DNA binding; DNA-binding transcription factor activity, RNA polymerase II-specific; copper ion binding. Gene Ontology annotation, biological process: positive regulation of transcription by RNA polymerase II; intracellular iron ion homeostasis; intracellular copper ion homeostasis. The annotation marks the transcript as partial. The record is from RefSeq and is a predicted model, not a curated record. Gene Ontology annotation, cellular component: nucleus.